GUUGGCGGUGAGGGUGAACAUCCCUCUCAGUGUGUCCUGCGCUUCAUCAAACUGCUGCAGCAGCUGCCUGUUGUGCUGCCGGGCUGUGAGCUCUCUCUCCUUCAGCUCCUGUAGACGCUGCUGCAGGUGCAUCCUCCUGCUAUGUUGGUGACUCUGAGGGUCCGAGCGGUCGGCCUGAAUCAACAUCGGCGUGUUGACACUCCUGUGCUGUCUUUGUUUUGCGAAAGUGUCGGUCAGAUGCCCAAGAGACAGUGAAUUCUCCCUCGGUGUGGCCAUGACUGCCGGCUUUCAGUGGAUGCAGAGAUUAUCAGGGAUUAAGGUCUACACUCUGAAGGGGGAGGGACCUGCUCCCAGUCCACACAUGGGUCGUAACAGAGUUAAACAGCAGUGACAUCUUUUUAAAAGACACAGUUAACCAAAUGAUUUGAAAAUUCACGUACAUACAGAUUUUAAAGCCCUUAAUGUGGCAAAAUAUUACAAACUAAAUUCUACCUUAAUUACUCUGUCUUUCUUACUUUUAAUAUUAUUUUUAAAGCAGUUACUGGCACAUUCAUUUUAUUGUUGAAGGCAUUUUCAGAGUUUUUGGACCAAUAGUAUAACUUCUUAACUCAGGACACUUCUCCCUCCUCACUACAUGCUUCUGCUACCAGGAAAUAAACAAGGACAAACAGACCCGCCCCCCAAAAAACCAAACAAACAAAAAACACAAAAAAACAGAACAAAUAAAUACAAUAAAUAGAAUAGAAUAAAAAUAAGUAUGCAUACGGGGACUCAAGUAAAUUUUUUAUUAAGCAAUUUAUAUAAUUAUUUAUUCUAUUUAUUCUAUACAUGCAGUGAGCAUGUAUUUGUACAAACCUGUUUUAGGUUGGAGAAGAAAGCUGAAUAAACACAUAUAUUAUGCUUUAUGUGCACAUUAAAAAACAAAAAAAACACUCGUACUAACAAUCUACCAAUCGAACACAAAACUACUAUAACAACUCCAUCAGUUCUUCUGUCAUUUGUAUUUUAAAAAGCUCCACACAGUUGUUUUCAUGGGACUUUACAGGCGGAAGCACAGCGUGUUGUUUGUUUCACCGCGGAUGUAUUUUUAUGCAACACCCAUUGGCAGAAGCUUGUUUCCGUCCAGUAGCAGAUCAGCGGUGGAAACAGGACUGAGUUUAGAGUGAGUUACGGCGUCACACUUCACCUCUUACGUUACAUUAUUGUUUCCCGAAGAUACCUCAGGUAUUAUUAAUAUCACUCGGUUUAUUUAUUAGCGAGGACGAAGCUAACGGAGCGGUUAUUUAGCUAACCAAGCUAACUUGACAGUUAGCCGAGUGCGUCCGUCAAACCAGUCCUUCCAGUGACUCGAACAUCACGCAGAGCUGGACGGGCAGGAAACAUGACGAGUUUUGCCAGUAAAGUGUUCUGCCGGGUCGAGAGGGUUUGUCGACACCUCCCCGUGUUCCUCAACACCUUCCUGGUGUUCUCCAUCACCGGGGAGGUGAGCUACCUGGUGCUGGUCGAGGCUCCGCUGGAGGAGGACCAGCAGAAGACGGUGUGGUCCUCCAGGUGGAAGGCGGUCCACCUGCUGGCCCAGUACUUCAUGUUGGUCAACAUCUGCUGGAACGCCAUGCUCUUCCUCAGUGCCAACCCCAGCAUCAAGGGGGUGUUCCUGGGAGGAGAGGGCGUGGGUCAGGGGUGGAGGUACUGCUAUACAUGUGAGACACACACUCCUCCUCGCUGCUCCCACUGCUACGACUGCAAAGUGUGUGUGCUGCGGCGGGACCACCACUGCGUCUUUUUCGGCCAGUGCGUGGGCUUCCGCAACUACCGCUACUUCAUAUGCUGUUUGUUGUUCAUGUGGUCAGGCCUUCUGUACGCCACUCUGAUGAAUGCAGAGGUAUUCAUCGUCAUCCUGAAGGAGGGCGUGACGGUGCACAGCGUCCUGCUGCUGCUCAUACCCUGGAUCAUGCUGGUUUCAGGUCAGGUCUCAGCACGUGCCUUCGCCUUCGCCUUCAUCGCAGACACAUGCGUGGUGGGCUUCCUGCUGGUCUCCGCCUUCUUCUUCUUCCAUCUUUUCCUGAUGAUUCGGGGACAGACCACCAGGGAGUGGUACUCGACCCGCCGGCCCUACAGCCUUGGGCUCCUGGGCAACCUACGUAACUCUCUGGGCGUUCGCUGGUACCUAUGCUGGCUCUGCCCGCUCAUCCCAUCACCUCUGCCCGGAGACGGGAUUCACUUCCAGGUGACGGGAUCACUGGAGCCCAGCCGGUAACGACUGAAAGUCUGAAUGCUAAUGAGGCUGUGUGUCUUUACUUUCGUGGUGAUGGUUAAUUUUAUCGGGAUCAGCAGCAGCAGCAGGGAACAUCACCUCAGUUAAGGAGGAGGUAGCUUGGGAUGGGAAUAAGCAGGAAUAGUGUGGUUGUUAAGAUGUUAUCGUCCACCUGUAUCUUCUGCUGUGCCGAGACAAAGAGUAAGAGCAGAGCAGACGCUGACCUAAAGGUAAUCUGUACACUCGUUGAGGCUGGCCUCGGAUAAUAACACAGCAAAUGUGAGCGUUCCUCUUGAAUACUGAGCACUGAAAAUGUAUGUAAACAACACUGAAAUGAGAAUGUAUUUUUUUGAUUUAGAAACAUUAGUCAUUUUUACAUUUUUGCAACAAGCACUCGCAAUUGCUGUCUAUCACUCCAGGGUAGUUACGACCAUGACAACUCACAUCGACCUUUCUCGCACUGUUAACUUGCCUGAAGAUGAAGGUCAUGAAAACUUUUGCUUGCACUGCUCCUGAAUCAGCUGUUGUACGUCAGCUGCCAUGACGAUGAUAUGCUUGUGCUUACCACUUGUCCACAUCUGCUCUCGAGCUUCAGCUGAGAAGUCUUUACUGAAGAUUGUUGUUAGACAAUGAUAGCACUGAGGGUGGGGAGGGAUUAGCAGUGAUGCUGUAACACCUCAGGACAAGCUUUGUGUUAGAAAACUAUCUACAGAAAUUAUACAUUUUGCCAUUUACAGAAGAAUGUGAAGUCUACAUGUGGACAUCACUUGAACAGUGUUUCCCUCUCUUUCACAAACCAAACUAACGCACAGUGUAGCAACAUGGCGUGUAAUGACUCAAGCAACUGCUGUGUCCCAAUUCCCCACUGCAUGCUAAUUGUGCACAGUAUAUACUAUAUGUUAAUCUUUAUAGCAUCCGGCUUUUGCAUUUUGCAAAAAAAAAAACAGUUUUUUAUAACAGUUUUGAUACAAUACUAGCGCUGUGAGGCAUCAAUCAAUUUGUGACCUUUCGCUGUCAGAGCCAGUUUCAUUUAACAAGAGAAAAAUCAAAACAUUCUGUCGUUUUAUGUUAAGUUUUUUCACCUGGCAGUUUUAAGCAUACUUUAUGUUCUCACUCACAAUUGAUUUAGUGUGUAAUAGUGUGGAUUUGGGACACAGCUAAUGUGUCUUGCAGCACUUGAUCACUGAUCUAUUUUGUUCCUUCUCUUUUGCACUUUUGAUUUUGUAAUUUUGAUUCUCCUGGCCUUAAAUGUAGUGAAAAAAUGACCAGCCUUUGUUUUGACAGGUGCUCUUGUUUAUUCUACAGCCAAAAAUGUUGUUCUUAAGAAUUGUUUAUUGUUUACUUAAUAAAUAUAUAUAUAUAUAUAUAAA
Acanthopagrus latus (yellowfin seabream) is the source of this 3624-nucleotide messenger RNA. RefSeq names its product zinc finger DHHC-type containing 24 (gene zdhhc24). Gene Ontology annotation, molecular function: protein-cysteine S-palmitoyltransferase activity. Gene Ontology annotation, cellular component: Golgi apparatus; endoplasmic reticulum. The transcript is spliced from 5 exons. Bases 1382 to 2257 code for a protein of 291 amino acids. The record is from RefSeq and is a predicted model, not a curated record. Lineage: Eukaryota; Metazoa; Chordata; Actinopteri; Spariformes; Sparidae. Gene Ontology annotation, biological process: protein targeting to membrane; peptidyl-L-cysteine S-palmitoylation.